Pipistrellus nathusii (Nathusius's pipistrelle) is the source of this 891-nucleotide messenger RNA. Lineage: Eukaryota; Metazoa; Chordata; Mammalia; Chiroptera; Vespertilionidae. The record is from the annotation of a GenBank genome assembly.
AUGGCGAUGGGGGGAGGCGGCGGCGGCGGCGUCCCGGAGCCGGAGGACUCGGUGCUGUUCCGGCGCGGCGCCGGCCAGAGUGAUGAUUCUGACAUUUGGGAUGAUACAGCACUAAUAAAAGCAUACGAUAAAGCUGUGGCUUCAUUUAAGCAUGCUCUAAAGAAUGGUGACAUUUCUGAAGCUUCAAAUAAACCAAAAGGCACCGCUAGAAGAAAAGCUGCUAAGAAGAAGAAGAAAAGCCAAACAAAGAACACCACCACUCCCUCAAAGCAGUGGAAAGUUGGUGACAAAUGUUCGGCCAUUUGGUCAGAAGAUGGCUGCAUUUACCCAGCUACCAUUGCUUCAGUUGAUUUUAAGAGAGAAACCUGUGUUGUAGUUUACACUGGAUAUGGAAAUAGAGAAGAGCAAAAUCUGUCUGAUCUUCUUUCUCUAACAUCUGAUGUAGCUAGUAAUAUAGAACAGAAUGCUCAAGAGAAUGAAAGUCAAAUUUCAACAGAUGAAAGUGAGAACUCCUCCAGGUCUCAUGGAAACAAACCAAAUAACAUCAAGUCAAGAGCUGCUCCAUGGAACUAUUUUCUCCCUCCACCACCCCCCAUGCCAAGAUCAGGACAGGGUCCAGGAAAGCCAGGUCUAAAAUUUAAUGGCCCACCACCACCACCUCCACCACCACCACCACCACCACCACCACCCUUCCUAUCAUGCUGGCUGCCUCCGUUUCCUUCUGGACCACCAAUAAUUCCCCCACCUCCUCCAACAUGUCCAGAUUCUCUUGACGAUGCUGAUGCUUUAGGAAGUAUGUUAAUCUCUUGGUACAUGAGUGGCUAUCACACUGGUUACUAUAUGGGUUUCAAACAAAAUCAAAAAGAAGGAAGGUGCUCACAUUUUAAUUAA